Molecule: messenger RNA, 2532 nt
Organism: Truncatella angustata
Lineage: Eukaryota; Fungi; Ascomycota; Sordariomycetes; Amphisphaeriales; Sporocadaceae
Product: acyltransferase ChoActase/COT/CPT
Exons: 4
Coding region: 418-2337 (639 amino acids)
Biological process (GO): carnitine metabolic process
Cellular component (GO): mitochondrion; peroxisome
Molecular function (GO): carnitine O-acetyltransferase activity
Source: RefSeq, a predicted model, not a curated record
GUCCGUACAAGUCUGUCCGGCUCCUCUCGUCACUGGGAACAGCUUUGUCUGUGAGUAGUGUCCGAUACAUCCAUGGAUCUCCACGACCACACAGCGAAGCUGCACACCACCAUCAAGGCACCUAUUCUCUCGUCCCCUUGAGUAAAUUAUUCCCUUACAGUAUCUAAAGUCUGCCAAGUACCUACAAGUACCCACUCCCUGGCUGCUAGCCAGAGUAGCACACCCCAGACCAUUAAAAUAGUGGACACCCUUCCCCCCGAAUUACCUAGGCUCGUGAGAGGCACUCGGUUACCCACCCACGGCUGACCCUCCAUUGUCAGAAGCCGGUGCCGUCAUACUACAUUUUUUGGAAUUAUUUCCUUUUCUCUCGUCCCAGCCAACACUAGACUGUACAUACUUCAAAAUAGAAUUCUUGUCAUGUUGAGAUCUUUGGCAAGGAGUCGGGCACAAGCUACCGGACUCAGAUCUACAGCAAGACAGUUCCCAGCACCCAAGAGCAACAUAUUAAUGGCCGCCUCAAAAAGGAGCAGCAGCUCUCUGCCAGCUGGAUAUGUAGAGGACAAGUCCAAGGGGCCAAUGCUCCGCUUCGAAGAAUCGCUGCCGAAACUCCCUGUACCAACACUCGAAGAGACAGCUGCUCGAUACCUCAAGUCAUUGAACCCUCUCCUUAGCCCGGUAGAACUCGCUGCCAGCAAAAAGGCCGUUGACGAGUUCAUCAGACCCGGCGGCGUGGGACGCAAGCUGCAAGACAAGCUCGUUGCGAAGCGCGAUGAUCCCAACACCAAGAACUGGAUAUAUGAGUGGUGGAACGAGGCCGCCUACCUCGCCUACCGUGACCCUGUCGUCCCUUACGUCAGUUAUUUCUACUCGCACCGGGACGACCGGCGGCGGCGGAACCCCGUCAAGAGAGCGGCCGCUAUUUCGACAGCCGCACUGGAGUUCAAGAAGCUCGUCGAUAGCGGCACCCUGGAGCCCGAGUACAUGAAGAAGCUGCCCAUCGCCAUGGAUAGCUACAAGUGGAUGUUCAAUGCCUCCAGAGUCCCCGCCAAGCCCGCCGACUACCCUGUCAAGUUCGACCCUAAGACGAACAAGCACUUGAUCGCAAUCCGCAAGAACCAACUCUUCAAGAUUCAACACGAGGUCGAUGGCCAGCAGCUUAACACUUCGGAACUUGAGGCGCAGUUCGCUCGCGUGUAUGAGCUUGCCACUAGGGUACCAGCCGUCGGCGCGCUCACGUCCGAGAACCGUGAUGUUUGGACCGACGCCAGAGAUAUCCUCCUCAAGGCAUCGCCCAAGAACAAGGCCGCGCUCGAGGCCGUCGAAUCAGCUUCCUUCAUCGUAUGUCUUGACGAUGCUGCACCGGUGACUCUAGAGGAGCGUGCGCACGCAUACUGGCACGGUGACGGUCAGAACAGAUGGUACGACAAGCCUGUACAGUUCAUCGUCAACGACAACGGCACCUCUGGUUUCAUGGGAGAGCACAGUAUGAUGGAUGGUACACCCACACAUCGCCUGAAUGAUUACGUCAACGACCUCAUCUUCAACAACAAGCUCGACUUCAGCAACCCCAAUGUGCGCUCCGGUCUGCCCGACCCUGCCACUGUAAACUUCGAGAUCACAAAGGAGGUCCAGUCCGAGAUCGACCGUGCCAUCUCUGAUUUCGCGACUGUGAUUGGACAGCACGAGCUUGCCGUGCAAGCAUACCAGGGCUACGGAAAAGGCCUGAUCAAGAAGUUCAAGUGCUCGCCCGACGCAUAUGUGCAAAUGAUCAUCCAGCUCGCCUACUAUAAGAUGUAUGGCAAGAACCGGCCCACAUACGAGUCUGCCGCCACCCGCCGCUUCCAGCUCGGUCGCACCGAGACCUGCCGGACCGUGAGCGACGAAUCUGUGGCAUGGUGUAAUGGCAUGGCCGACCCCAGCGUGUCGGACGAAGAGCGCAUCAAACUCUUCCGCAAGGCCAUUGACGGUCACCUGGAGUAUAUCAGCGCUGCCUCUGACGGAAAGGGCGUCGACCGCCACCUCUUCGGCCUCAAGAAGCUUCUCGAGCCCGGUGAGGAGUUGCCAGCCAUUUACAAGGACCCCGCAUACGGCUACUCUAGCUCCUGGUUCCUGUCAACGAGUCAGCUGAGCUCCGAGUUCUUCAACGGCUAUGGCUGGAGCCAGGUCAUCGACGCCGGUUUCGGUAUUGCAUACAUGAUCAACGAGAACAGCAUCAACUUCAACAUCGUCUCCAAGGGCUUGGGAAGCCAGAAGAUGAGCUACUAUCUGAACGAGGCCGCAGGAGACAUGCGCGACUUGAUGUCGCAGACCUUGGAGGCACCCAAGGCUAAGCUAUAAAGCCAAAUUCUGCUCGCCCUGCCCGUUGAAUUUUAUUGUCAAAGUCCAUGUAGAACAUCCGUAUUUGUCUGCUAGAGAUUCUGUCUAGACUAGACGUUUUCAAAUUUCAAGCAUGUAUCGGUGUUGGUGGAAACUGUUGCAGCUCGUAUAUAUCGUAUAGUUACAUGAAAACAUGCUAGACAUGAUCAGACGGUU